This is a messenger RNA of Penaeus chinensis, 1437 nucleotides long. RefSeq names its product sodium-dependent multivitamin transporter-like. Bases 1 to 1437 code for a protein of 478 amino acids. Gene Ontology annotation, molecular function: symporter activity. Gene Ontology annotation, biological process: sodium ion transport; transmembrane transport. NCBI's taxonomy places the organism in Eukaryota, Metazoa, Arthropoda, Malacostraca, Decapoda, Penaeidae. The transcript is spliced from 12 exons. The record is from RefSeq and is a predicted model, not a curated record. Gene Ontology annotation, cellular component: membrane.
AUGUGUAACCUAUGUGCAGGGUACAUGUUGACCAAAGUAUGCAUACAUAUGUGCAUGCGUGUGAGUAUAUCCCUACGGCUCCUCAAUACCUGGAGCUGCGUUACUGCUCCGCUGCGUCGCCUCCGGAAUGUUCGUCACCCAGGCGGUCUUAUACCAAGCGGUGGAGAUCUACGCCCCCGCUCUUGCCUCCGCCAGCGACUUCCCGCUAUGGGUCUCCGUGGUUUCGUUGGACUCAUCGCUUCGUUCAAUAUUGCUUUUGGUGGUCUUAAGGCAGUAAUAUGGACAGACGUGUUGCAACUCUUCGUCUUCAUCUCAAGGGCGCCUUUGACCUGGGAGGCUUUUCAUACAUCUGGGACACUGCUGUUCGCCACGGUCGCGCGGGCUCGCAGAUAUUUACGUACGGUUACCACCCCAUGGAGAGACACACGUACCGUAGCUAAUAUCGUGCUUGGUGGCUUCGUGGCUAAGUUAUAUGGGUAUGCAUGCGCGCAGACGGCAGUUCAGCGGUAUUCUAGUAUGAAGAGUUUCGUCCACGCCUAUCUGUCUAUAUAUCUUCUAAUUCCCUUCUGCACGCUAAGCGUCUCUCUCACCAUGUUAGCAGGGUUAGGGAUGUUCGCUACGUACGAGGGCUGCGACCCCCUGGCGGCCGGACUCAUCACCAAGAAGGUCCAGAUCCUGCCCUUCUACGUCAUGGAUCGCCUCAGCUCCAUCCCGGGGCUGCCGGGGCUCUUCGUGGCCUGUAUCUUCUCCGGGUCCCUUAGGUGGCCUUUCCCUCGCACCAUUUUCUCUGGCGUGAAUUCUCAAGCCGACGUCACCUGGGAAGACGUUUUCUCGCGAAGGGAUGCGCAAGCUUCUCCAAGACGACGCAAGCUUGGAGAGUUCUUCGCCCUUGGUUACGGUAUCCUAGCCACCGGUCUGGCCUUCUUGGGAGACCACCUGAGCGGCGUUUUUCAAGGAACUAUCGCCAUCACCACCUCCGUCUCAGGACCGACAUUGGCUGUCUACGUCAUGGGUUUAUUCUUGCCUUUAACCAACACUAAGGGAGCAAUUGCAGCACUGAUAACUGGAAUGAUAAUCUCGCUAGUCUUUGGCCUCGGUCCCAUUGUUCUGGACAUGAAUCCCGAGCUUCUGUCGACUGCCACUGAUCUCUGCCCUGCUAAUCUCGCUCUCCCAACACCUAGUAGCAACCCCAUAAGUGUCUCAGAACUUCCCUAUCCUCAGAAACUUCUAGGCCUAUCCUACACACAAAUUGCCCCAUUAGGCUUCACUGUAGCUUUUGCUGUUGGCAUCUUCACUUCACGUGGAUCAAAAGGCCUGCAGGUGGAGAGGAGACUGGUACACCCAUGGAUAUCUUGUAUUCUAUUGAUGUCUCUCCACAUCAAAAUCAUGCCUGAGGGAUCAAAAUCUGUAGAGUUUAGACUGUUAGUUAGAUCCUAG